ACAGAGAGAUAGUGUGUGUGUGUGUGUGCGCGCACCCAACACUGACUGCUCCAGCUGAUUGCGGAGAUGUUCAGUGCCCAGACGUGUAGCACUGGGGUGGAGUUCUUAACAGGUAGAGCGCAAGGAACUCCCGGAGCGAUGGGUCACCACUGCCCGCUGGCCAGUCGUUCAUUUACAGGCACUCCGAUAUAGGGAGCGGAGCGUUUGCGGGAGAAAACGCUGGGGAAAAAAAAAUACUAUGCACCUUCCAUUCGACCCACCUUGGAAGGGAAUAAAUGCGGUUGAAGUGAAAGUACCGAGCGAAGUAAGAGGAGCUUAGACUGGCAGCCGCUGAAUCCUGCAGUUUGUGCGGAGAUGAGUGAGUGACCCGAGCUGUGUGAGUCGGUAGCUGGUGGGUGGUUCCUGAAGGGAACACAGGAGUUGCCCGCACACCUAUCCACAGGGAACACAGUCCACGCCAGGCGCUGCACCUUCCCGAAGUCCCUGCACCCUCUGAAGGACUCCAGCCUCUUGUGGGGUUCACCUGCUCUCAAUAAGGAAUUUGAACCUGUCCACCCCCACAACCGGUGGGAACGAAAGACAGAGAGAGAGAGAAAAGAGGGGGGAAACGCACGAGUUGGAAUCCAAACAGCCCACCGUGGGGUUGCUGCUCCUGAGUGGAAGGGAAACGGAGGAAGUUGUAAAGCGCUGAGAGGCGAGUCAUGAUGAGGACACAGAACUGAGCAAAUCCCCCGGAGGAGAGUUUUGGGGUGGGAGGGACAGUGAAUGAAGAAUGGGGACCAGAGCAGAACAUGGUUCAGUCCUGCCUCAGUGAUGCUGAGGCUUGACUCCGGAUUUUCAAGGAAGCCCCUUCAGUAUACUUCCAGAGAACGCAUUUCUUUAUAUGUAUGUGUCUAUGAAAUAAAAUGGGAAUCUGGGAACUGCCUCAGUGUGUGCAGGGACUGAAGACUGAGGGAGAGGAGGGAGAUUGAUAGGGAAAGUGACUUGCACGCCGCCCGAGCGCUGCGAAGAUGCGCUGCUGCCUCCUCGCCUUUGCAUUCUGUGCCCUGUCUGGGACCCAGCCGAGUGGAGUCCCUGUGGAGCGUCUGAGGACUGAGGACAGGGCUCUAGCCGGGCCGGGCUCUCUCUCAGCGGGCACCCGGAGGAGAGGUGAGGGCGUCCCGGUGCUGCUGCCCCAAGGAGCCUCUUCUGGGCAAGCGGGCGGCUUUUUCCGGAGGUCCAAAAGGGGAGCCGCUGGUCAGCCGGGAGGGAGCGGGAAGAAGCGAGGGAGGGCUGGACAUGCUGACAACUCCACUGGCGAGCUGCGGUGGGAGUUGGCUGCUCCCCUGUUUCUCAACAGCUCGGCAGGCCGCUCCGACACUGCCCCAAGAGCAGUGGGCUUCCUCAACAGUUCGGGUGGCUCUGUCCCGGUCCCGGACAGUGCUCCGGCUCUCCUCCCUGUCCAAGCCCCAGGCAGGAGGCGCCAGCUGAAGAACCCUUUCUACCCUGUGACCGAGGACUCAUACGGCGCCUAUGCUGUGAUGUGCCUCUCUGUUGUCAUUUUUGUGAUUGGCAUCAUGGCCAACCUGUCCAUCAUGUGCAUCGUCUGCCACAACUAUUACAUGAGGAGUAUCUCCAACUCGCUCCUGGCCAACCUCGCUUUCUGGGACUUCAUCAUCAUCUUCUUCUGUCUGCCUCUGGUCAUAUUUCAUGAGCUGACUAAAAAGUGGCUGCUGGGAGAUAUUUCCUGCAAGGUGAUCCCCUAUCUUGAGGUUGCUUCCCUCGGAGUCACCACUUUCACCUUGUGUGCGCUGUGCAUUGACCGAUUCAGGGCCGCCACCAAUGUGCAGAUGUACUACGAGAUGAUUGAGAACUGCUCGUCAACAACAGCCAAGCUGGCCGUCAUCUGGGUGGGCGCCAUGUUACUGGCGCUCCCUGAGAUUGCUCUUCGGCAGUUGGUAACCGAGGAGGUGGCAGCCUCUGAUGUGACUGCAGACCGCUGCGUUGUGAAGAUAUCGCCUAAGUUACCAGACACACUCUAUGUGCUGGCACUAACUUACGACAGCGCCAAGAUGUGGUGGUAUUUUGGUUGUUAUUUCUGUUUGCCCACCCUAUUCACAAUUGGUAGCUCCAUCGUGACAGCUAGAAAAAUCAGAAAGGCAGAGAAGUCCUGUGCCAGAGGCAAUAAACGUCAGAUUCAAUUGGAAGGCCAGAUGAACUGCACAGUCGUGGCCUUGACCAUUCUCUAUGGGUUCUGUAUCAUACCUGAAAACAUUUGCAAUAUUGUAACUGCCUACAUGGUUACUGGGGUCUCCCAACAAACGGUGGAUCUUCUGCAACUCAUCAGUCAGUUCCUUUUGUUUUUCAAGUCUUGCGUGACCCCGGUGGUCCUCUUCUGCCUGUGCAAGCCCUUCAGCCGGGCAUUUUUGGACUGCUGCUGUUGCUGUUGUGAGGAAUGUGGGCCGAAGUCAUCCACGGUCGCAAGCGAUGACAACGACAAUGAAUUUACCACAGAACUUGAGCUCUCUCCAUUCAGCACAAUACGACGGGAGAUGUCCACCUAUACCUCAGUGGCAACGCACUGCUAAAACAUUUAGCACAGCUCACUUUAACAGGACGUAGUGCCCCAUCAUUGUGUGAACAAUGGUGUCAUUUUUCACCCUGGAUCAGCCAUCCUUUGAAAACAAACUGGAUCAAAUGUCACUGCCAAUGGAGCCCAGACCUAUCAAGCACUGCACAUUGCUAUUCCUGUAUUUUGCAACCAGGUCCGUAAUGAGACGAGUGUUAAUUCGCGAUGUUGUACUGUAACACAUUUACAAACACACGUAAGGAUGAAGAGAAAUCUGUUGCAGAAGUGCAAUUUAGGAUGGUUUUCAUGCAUUCAGCGUGGAUGAAUAAAAGAAACUUUGUGUAAUGUAUAAAUCAAACUCCACCAGAAUCCGGAGUUGAAAUCACAUGGUUCCUAGUCCUUGAGUAUAAAGAAAGCUUAAAAGUGAAGUCUGUGACAUGUGAAGUGCUUAGGGGAUAGUGGGGACUAUAGAGUGUAUUUGCUCUAUAGUAACUGCAGUUAGCUGAUGUACAUUGAAUAUAUCUGAAGUUUGUAAGAUUUAUUGUAUACAUAGGCAGCAUAAAUGCUGGUAGACCAGAUGUUGAGAAAAUUCUGUUAUUAUUUUGUGAUGUUAGUUUUGUAAUAAUGGAGAGAGAUGAGUUAUAAAUCAGUUAUCUUUGUUUUUUUCUUGAACUUUCCUUGUUAUGCGCUCCAAAACUAUUUGGAAUUGUGGGAUAUGUUUUAAAAGAAAACACUUUAUUCCCUGAAAAUAAAACCUUACAUUGAAAAAAAGUGAAGUAUUGUGUUUAGUAAAUUCAGCUGUUAUCUCUGUGUACUAGCAGUAUUUCAGUUGGAGCAUAGAUUCAAAAACAUGCAGUUUGCAAACUAGGUUAUCUCCAAGGGCAACCUAAUGGAAUUUCUGUGGGCUGGCCAUAUGGGGGCAAGGUUUCUCAAAACUUCUCUGUUUGUUUAAGAGGUGAUUUAACAGAGAUAUUCUAAACUGAUGAAAUUUGAUAGAAUGGAUAUGGCAAGGUAGUUUGAACCAUCAGCAGAGUUCAGAGAUGUCAGAUAAUUGUCAAAGUAUCCAGGGAUGAAAUUACAAGAAUUUUCUUUUAAAGCAGAAAUUUAUUCUGGUACUCAGUGGUAAUUGAAGUACUGUAAAUUUCAAAAGGGAAGAGAAUAUUUGAUAGACUGCAUUGGCUUAGAGAAAGAAGAGGAGCUUUGAUGCUGAUCAGACAAAGUGCUAGCACAGGCACUAUGGACUCUUUCUCUGCCCUACAGUUUGUAUGUUGAGGUGGAAUAUCCAGACAAAUGCCACAUUGGCCCCGAAUUAACAAAGGGGGGGGGGGGGGGAAGCGGGGGCGGGGGUGGUCUUGAAAUUGUGGAUGAGCACCUAGUGCAUGGGAAAGGCCCAGCAUCAUAGUGGUCUUUCUCACCUUAUCAUCACAGCCCCAUUUAUAUAGUCUGCUGCACAACUCCAACAAGGCAGCAGGCCAGUGGUCAGGAGCGUCGUCAAGCAUUAGGAGGUCAUUGUGACUUGUGGGAUGGGUAUCAGAAAGGGCCAGUAAAUUCAAGUGGCAAAUAGGGAUGCUGGAGGGGUGCAGGGUAGGUGGGAAGAGCACCACUGAUGAGGUAUUGAUGAAGAGGAGCAGAAAUCUGGGCUGUGGUAAGGACUGGGAGAAGCUGAUGGCUGGUGAAGGCACUACAACUCUUCGUGGCCCACAGGCUCAUAAAGGAGUCAGGCCUUAAUAAGAUUAAUAGUUGGCACACCCGACACAGACCCUGCAAUCUAAAACGCAGCCAUAUCCUCUCCCAGUGUAAUUACAAAGCAUAGGGGCCAGGAUGUUUUCUCAGUCAUGACCUUAGAAUGGUAAGUCAGCCAGCCCCUGUUCUUUUUUUGCAGAAGCCUCAGCAAUAGCCUGAUUUCUGCUUUCACAAGUUUGAAUGGUCAGGCUUGAUGUUGGAUUGUUCCAUCUCUAUUUUCACUUUCCUUCGAUCAGGAAGAUUGAGGUGGUCAAAUAAAGGCAAUUGGUUCUAUUGUAAUGGAUUGUACUAGCUGAAAAGACUUUUUUUAAUCAAUGGUAGCACUACAUUCCUCUAAUUGGUGGAAUUGGAUGCCACUGGGAGUGAGUUGUUUCAUGGUAACUUUGAGACAUCUAAUAAUUAGUAAGUGGAAGACUUAUACCAAUCACUGGUGGUUUUUAGGAGUUUUAAAAUAUACAGGGUAUUUUCCACAUACAUAAUUUAAAAGCCAUUAAGUUGUAUAUUGCGGAUAAAUUUGGUUCUGAGGUAUAGUGACAGGGACUUGCCCAUGAUAACUGUUUCUGUGCCACAGCUAACCUUCCAUCUCUUUCAAUGUGAUCAUGACCAUGAGACUUAAAACCCUGCCAUCUGCAAAUGAUUAGUCUUGUUAUUUGCUGAGCAUCUGCCUCUGCAGUAUACAAGGUUAAAACUAACUGUCAAAUGAUCACAGAUGUUCAGUCUUACUCGGCAAGUCACUAGAGAGGUUAGAAUUUCAUUAAAACUGUGUAUGUUUAUGUUCAGUUGUCUGUCACUGUCCUGCCAUUGUCAAGACCAGCACUUUGGUGUCUUGCAAAUUGUUAUGCUACUCUUGAAACAAGUAUACGUCAAUAUUGCUCAAUAAAUGUGUUGCACAUCAAAGUUCUUUCGGUGGUUGGUGGCUCUAUGAAAGUUAUUUUACUUCAUAUAUUUGAAUGAUGUUGACCUUUGCUGUACAUGUUCCUUUAUAUUUUUGAAUGGUUGGUCAGUCAACCAAUGUAAAUGCCUUUCUACAGAAUAAUAAAAAUUCUCCUU
Chiloscyllium plagiosum (whitespotted bambooshark) is the source of this 5341-nucleotide messenger RNA. Its product is annotated as prosaposin receptor GPR37. Lineage: Eukaryota; Metazoa; Chordata; Chondrichthyes; Orectolobiformes; Hemiscylliidae. Gene Ontology annotation, biological process: adenylate cyclase-inhibiting G protein-coupled receptor signaling pathway; positive regulation of MAPK cascade. The record is from RefSeq and is a predicted model, not a curated record. Gene Ontology annotation, cellular component: signaling receptor complex; plasma membrane. Gene Ontology annotation, molecular function: prosaposin receptor activity; G protein-coupled peptide receptor activity.